Messenger RNA from Glycine soja, 930 nucleotides. RefSeq names its product RING-H2 finger protein ATL29-like. Lineage: Eukaryota; Viridiplantae; Streptophyta; Magnoliopsida; Fabales; Fabaceae. Bases 1 to 930 code for a protein of 309 amino acids. The transcript has a single exon. The record is from RefSeq and is a predicted model, not a curated record.
AUGUCGUCAUCAUCGGCCGCAGCGCCAUACAACACCCCGCCGGCACUGAUCGCCUUCUUGCUGGGCAUGCUCGUGGUGUGCUUUGUGGUGUUCAGCAUUGUGUACAUGUGCAAGUAUUGCUUCUCUGGUGUGAUCAACACCUGGGCUUCCCAGCCUAUCAUUUCGAGCUCCCUCAUUCGCCUUACACCGUUUCGGUCCCCUCCUCGAGGCCUCGACCCAAAGCUUCUCCAGGUUUUCCCCACCUUCCCUUACGCCUCUAUUAAAGACCUUAGCAAGGAUCAAAAGUACGACCUCGAAUGUGCAAUUUGCUUGUUGGAGUUCGAGGAUGAUAACAUGGUUCGCCUCUUGACGCUCUGUUGCCACGUCUUCCACCAGGAUUGCAUUGAUCUCUGGCUCCGCUCGCACAAGACCUGCCCCGUUUGUCGACGACACCUCGAUUCGCCCCCGAAUGAAAUAGAGAAAGUCGUGGACGUUAACGAGGGUGUGGUGGUCACGUCCACGAGCAGGGAGAUACAUAUUGAUGUAACAGAAGGGAAAUUGGAUGGUUGUGGCGAUGAUGAUGAUGAUGAUACAAGUGGUGGAAAUAAAAAACAAGAACAUGAACAUGGUCAUGAGAAUCAUGAGGUGAUCACUCAUCAACAAGGGGGAAAAACAUUUGCACGGUCACAUUCGACGGGGCACUCGAUAGUUUUGAUAAGAAGAGAUGGAAAUAAGGAAAAAAAUGAUCAUGAGAAGUAUACGUUGAUAUUGCCGGAGCAUGUUUUGAGAGAGAGGCAUAAUAAUAAGCACAAUUGUACAAGGAGUUGUGUGAGUUACAAGGACAUGGCCAUGCUUGUUGCUCCUCUUCCUGUUGCACCUUAUAGUAAUUGUGGCUUUGUUCAACCAGUUUCGCCAGCUGGCACCUCCUCCCCUGACCAUACUCGGAAAUAA